Molecule: messenger RNA, 750 nt
Organism: Camellia sinensis
Lineage: Eukaryota; Viridiplantae; Streptophyta; Magnoliopsida; Ericales; Theaceae
Source: RefSeq, a predicted model, not a curated record
ACAUGGAUGAACACUGUAGUGCUGGUGACCUGCAUUCGAAACUUCCACAAAAACAGAGGACCUGUUUCGGGGAUUCUAAAAGGGUAUGUGGGUUUAAGCACCGCCAUAUUCACCGAUCUCUGCACAACUCUGUCCUCCUCCAACCCUUCAACUUUCCUUCUCAUGCUCACAAUCGUCCCCUUCCUCAUCUUUCUCAUCGCCAUUCUCUUCCUCUGCGAAAUCCCACCUUCCUCCACCGCCGGCCAAGACAAAGAAGAAGCUUGGUACUUUGGAAUCAUCAACGCCGUCGCCGUCGUCGUCGUCGUCGCCGUCGUAGUCUAUCUCUUGCUAUUCGAUGUCACCGGAGCUCACAAUCGUUUAAUUUCUCAGUCAUUCGCAAUCAUCCUUCUAAUCCUCCUAGCUUCUCCAAUUUCAAUCCCACUGUACAUCGCAACCCAUAAUUGGAUUCGAUAUAAUUCCGAAUCAAAUUCGGACCUCGAGGGGGUUGUGACUGAACCGUUGCUGGGUAUGCUGGAGAAAGAGAAGACGGCGACGGAGGCUGUGGUGGUGGUGGAGAGGAGAGCGCAGGUUAUCGGAGAGGAUCACACGAUAAUUGAGGCGUUGAGGACGGUUGAUUUCUGGGUAUUGUUUGUGCCGUUUCUGUGCGGAGUUAUUUCACGUCCCACAUCACGCGCCUAUAACCCACACCGUCAAAAAAGAGUACUAUUACCUUUUUUUGGGAACGUGAAUCUCACACACCCCUUCCCAUAA